CUGGCGGUAGUGCCAUGCGCUGGGAGAGUGUGCCACAGGGGACAAUGGGGCGCAAUUAGUGGACAACAGUCCGCUGUGCUUGGCGGCUAGUGGGCCCGGACCUGGCCUGAAGCCAAAAGGUGGGGUUGGGUAGUUGGCGGGGGUCAAUUGACAUCACCAAUAUUUUGCGCGGCUCCGCGAGGCAAUCUUUCCGUCCUUCCGCCAUCAAAGCAUCUCCUCUGAUGAACUAUCUUCGAGCUUCACAGAGAAUUACCCACAUUCAAUCGCUUCUACAUCGCCCUAUUUCUGCAACUACCAGUCUCCCUUUAAACCAAGUCGCAACCAUGGCUACCACUACUGACACCAGCAAAUACAAAUUCAAUCAUUCCAUGAUUCGAGUCAAGGAUCCCAAGGCAUCCGUCAAGUUUUAUGAGUUCCUUGGAAUGUCCAUCGUUCGUAAGCUCGAGUUCCCAGAGGCCAAAUUUGAUCUCUACUUCAUGGCCUAUGACAGCCCCAAGGCCCUGUCCCACGGCAACAAGGUCCUCGACCGCGAGGGCAUCAUUGAGCUGACGCACAACUACGGCACCGAGGAGGACCCCGAGUACACCAUCAACAACGGUAACAAGGAGCCUCACCGCGGCUUUGGCCACACUUGCAUCAGCGUCGAUAACCUCCAGGCCGCUUGCAAGCGCAUUGAAGAUGCCGGAUACAAGUUCCAGAAGAAGCUAUCCGAUGGCCGCAUGAGAAACAUUGCUUUCGCUUUGGAUCCCGAUGGCUACUGGGUUGAGAUUAUCGGCCAGAAACCUCUCGAGGAGACGGAAAAUGCCACCACCACCGACGUCGGCACCUAUCGAAUGAACCACACCAUGCUGCGCGUCAAGGACAUUGAAAAGUCCCUCAAGUUUUACCGCGACGUCCUCGGUAUGAGCCAGAUCCGCAUGGUGGAAGCCGAAGCUGCCGGCUUCAACCUCUACUUCCUAUGCUACAACGCCGACGACGGCGUCGCGACUCCUCUGCGCGAAGGCCUCCUCGAGCUCACCUGGAACUAUGGCACCGAGAAGGACGAUGCCUUCCAGUACCACAACGGCAACGACCAGCCCCAGGGUUUCGGCCACAUUUGCGUUUCCGUGGACGAUCUCGAUGCCGCAUGUGCCCGCUUCGACUCGCUCGGCUGCACGUGGAAGAAGCGCCUCACCGAUGGCCGUAUGAGGCAUGUCGCAUUCCUUCUUGACCCUGACAACUACUGGGUUGAGGUUGUCCAGAAUGACAAGUACCCAAGCAAGUAUAACGGCAUGUAAGCUGUUAAGCCUAUGUUUAAUGAAUGAAUUGGGCGGCGCAUAUAUAGUGGCGGCCAAGGAGCGGGCCGACUGUGUAGAGUUUACUGAAUAUAACGAAGUUGUUUAAAUC
Messenger RNA from [Torrubiella] hemipterigena, 1386 nucleotides. NCBI's taxonomy places the organism in Eukaryota, Fungi, Ascomycota, Sordariomycetes, Hypocreales, Clavicipitaceae. The record is from the annotation of a GenBank genome assembly.